Molecule: messenger RNA, 984 nt
Organism: Echinostoma caproni
Lineage: Eukaryota; Metazoa; Platyhelminthes; Trematoda; Plagiorchiida; Echinostomatidae
Source: the annotation of a GenBank genome assembly
AUGCUGGAGUUUGAGCUGACGACAAUGCGUAUUGCUGCGGAUUUAAACGUCACAUCACGUGAGGUUCAAUUGGUGCACCACGCGGAUAAUAGUUACGUGAUGCCAAACACUACAAAAUUGAAAUUUGCUCCCGACAUUGCACUUAAACCGGACCCAAUGAAACCGUUUUGUGAAGCGGCUGUCCAGUCCAAAAUGGAGUAUCGGCAAGGAAGCGCUGCCUGCCAGAUGCUUGAGUUCCAAACCCUGGACGAAUCAGCCACCACCAGUCGAUCACCGGUCGCAUUUCGAGGAAGUGAUAGUUUUGGCAACACGCUCAUCAACCUCCCGAAAAGAGUUUUCGUGACCUUCGAGGGAGAUCCUGCCCGCUACUGGCUCUUCAUUCGCUGUUUCGAGGCAAAUAUCCUAAAAUCCACAGCUGAUCCAACAAUGAGGCUCUCCUUCCUGGUCCAAUAUUCUUCCGGCGAGGCCAAAAGAGCCAUCGAAAGCUGUCUAAUAAUGGAUCCUGAGGAGGGAUUUACCGAAGCUCUCAACAUCUUGCGAAAGUGGUUUGGAAGGCCACACAUGCUAGCCAGGGCGCACGUCGAUGCCCUGAUGGAUGGCCCCGCGAUCAGACCAAACGAUUUCGCAACCCCAUGGAGACUAGCUGGGGAGCUUCGUACCUGCUACACCGCCUGGAAGCAAUUAGAGUAUGAAUCAAACAUAAAUGCUUCUCGGACCAUUGGUGCCCUUGUGAGACAUCUACCCACUCAUACUCAGUUUAAGUGGGCGGAACACGCCGUUAGGUGCAUGAGUGCUAACAGAGAGCAACGAUUUUUGGAUCUAAUCAAAUUUGUCGAGGAGACAACCGGCGUCGUGGACACCUUUCUCUCCUUCGCACCGAGACCAACUACCGGGACUUCAACUAUCGUGGACAAAGUUGGCAAUUCUAGACCUCGAGGUCCCUCAGCUCAUAUUCUCGCUACAUCUGGUUCCGAAAGGUCUUAC